Molecule: messenger RNA, 2896 nt
Organism: Eleginops maclovinus (Patagonian blennie)
Lineage: Eukaryota; Metazoa; Chordata; Actinopteri; Perciformes; Eleginopidae
Product: sialate O-acetylesterase-like
Exons: 10
Coding region: 735-2237 (500 amino acids)
Biological process (GO): carbohydrate metabolic process
Molecular function (GO): sialate O-acetylesterase activity
Source: RefSeq, a predicted model, not a curated record
CUGCUCAUGGGUUGCUUCGACAGAAAGGCAAUGCAAUUUGUCCAUAGGCUUUUGGAAUAUUGGAAGAAAUAAGAUCUGUGGAAAACGAACCUGUUUAAUAAAUGCACGUGUUGUUCAGUCGGAUAAUCUCCACAUGUCUACCAUACUUUAUAAUUUUCGAAUCAUAAAUCUAAUCGCCAGAAGCAAAAUGCUAACGUUAUGCUAUAAACGAACAACAGAGGAGUACAGCAGGCUUGCAGGACUUCAACGUGACGCCAACUUAAGCUCCUUUCAACUGACUUUUGUGCGCUUGCAUAUUUUAACAAAGCUUUUCCUUUUAGCCACACUGAAUUUAACUAGAAGUAUUUCAGGCAGAACAGGGGGAAACAAACUUAGCGGGAGUGUUUACGUGUUCGGAGUAAUAACGUCCUCGACAACUUCUGUAGUCCUAUUCAGCCACUUGUUAACACACACAUCUUCUUUCAGACACUUAAACUCUUCAUGUAUUUAUUGUCGCAGAACAAAACGUGAUCUAAAGAGUAUUUUUAAAAUGUUGGCCCUUUUGAGCUUGUGUGCUUUUAUUUUGAAGGUCCGCAGUCCACAGACUGUUAACGGCUGCAAUGAGAUACUGAAAAUACUCGCUAAAGUUGUCUGUAUGAAGGGAGAUUAAAGUUAGUUUCCGUUUGAUACUUCAGCACGUAAAGUGAGUUUGAGUGACUUGGCAGCUGUUUGGUUAACCUGGACAUCAUCUUGUCAUGGCGAUACAACUGUAUGUUGUUUUUGCACUGGUUGCAGCUUCUAUUCACGACUGUGAUGGGGUCCUGCGCUUUGCCUCCUACUAUAAUGACCACAUGGUGCUGCAGAAGUCUCCAGAGAGAGCUGUAGUGUGGGGCUAUGGACCCGAGGGUGCACAGGUGAAAUUGAACGUGUCAGGACAAAUCCAACAGAACAUCUCACAGGCUACAGUGACAAACGGUAUCUGGCGAGUCACCCUAGACCCUGUUGAAGCUGGUGGUCCCUACAAUGUGAGAGCCAGCAUGCAGAACAGCACAGCCGCUCUGACAGAUGUGCUGUUUGGAGAUGUUUGGCUCUGUGGAGGGCAGAGCAACAUGUUGUUUAGCGUAUCUCAGACUUUCAAUGCAUCAGAGGAGCUGAAGAACGCAGCACAUUAUCCUCAUGUGAGGACUUUUAUGGCAUCCCUGGUCCAGAGUGGAACCGAGCAAACUGAUUUGAUUCAAGUGGAAAUUCCCUGGUCUGUGCCGCCAGCAUAUCUGGCAGGUUUCUCUGCAGUGUGCUGGCUCUUUGGCCGUGAUUUGUAUGACAAGCUGCAAUACCCCAUAGGACUGGUGGAGUCCUGUUGGGGUGGCACACCUAUCGAAGUAUGGUCCUCUCCAAGAGCACUACAGCAGUGCGGACUACUACAGCAGCCUGAUGGCGGUCCCAAAGUGAAUUCAGUCUUGUGGAAUGCAAUGAUCCACCCUCUGCUCAGCAUGACCAUCAAAGGAGCCAUCUGGUACCAAGGUGAGGCAAAUACAGUUUAUCAUCAAGAGAAGUACAACUGUUCCUUCCCUGCUAUGAUCGAUGACUGGAGGAUAAAGUUUCACCAGGGCUCAGGCGGGCAGACGGCUCUCGAUUUCCCCUUUGGAUUUGUCCAGCUGUCUACCGUCCAAAAAUACUCAACUAGUGACGCCUAUCCGAAUAUCCGCUGGCACCAGACAGCAGAUACCGGUUUUGUCCCAAAUCCCAGCAUGCAGAAAACGUUCAUGGCUGUGGCAAUGGAUUUACCAGAUGAAAAAUCUCCCUAUGGCCCGAUCCAUCCCCGAGAUAAGCAGGACGUAGCCUUCAGACUGUCUUUGGGAGCAAGGGCAGUGGCGUAUGGUGAGCAGGACGUGGCCUUUCUUGGACCUUUCCCCGCCAAAAUCCUGUCAACUUCAAAGUAUCUCGAGGUAACCUACGACCAGAAAGUCUCUGUCGCUCCAUCUGAAAACAUCUUUGAGGUCUGCUGCUCAGAGAGUCAGACUCCAUGUGGUCCUAAGUCUCGUUGGGUUCCAGCUCCCAUCAUGCAGUGGGAUCCGACCACUGUCCAGGUAUCGACCAGUUUGUGUUCGCCCACUGAAGAAGUAGCUGCUCUGCGGUAUGCAUGGAGAGACUGGCCCUGUGACUUUAAGGCCUGUCCAAUCUACAGCGCCAGUAACAUUUUACCGGCUCCUCCUUUUAUUGCUGACCGCCGUUCAGCCAGAGGAAUCAAUGAACUGUAAGAAGACCAAAUGAUGAAUCAUCUGCCUUUUUGUUUUUCUUUAAAGACAGCAUAAGAUGAUAUUUGUGUUAUGUGAUCAAAGUGAUUGAAUGAAUUCAUGAUUGAUGAGACGGUAUGGAGCUGACAACAAUAUGACAUGAUGGAUUGUUACUGAUAAAAGCUCAACUUGGCUAAUAUUCCUAGUUUUUUUACAGAUAUCGAGGAGCAUUUUUGUUUUUUCUCUAGACAGUUACUAUGGGUAUCCAAUAAGUUAAUUGAUUAGUCUUAGAGGGGUUUGACAGAUCCUACAAAUCGCUAAUUGAAAAAUACUGUCUUCAACUUAUGGCAUCUGGAGAUAAAGCCUAACCUAAUUUAUUUUAUAACUGUGGUCUAGAAAGCAGGAAAACGUUAAUGCAUCUCAUCAGAAUGGACAAAAAUGCCACAAGAUUAAUGCUGCUAUUUCAUGUCUUUCAUUGAGAGCUCGGCAGUUGUACCUGUCAGCAUGGUGGGAAAUAUCUUUAUUUUAUUUUAAAGAUCUUCUUAAUCAGUCUGUCUCAAAUUCAAGAAACUGCUGGAGUGUACAGUACAUUGAAAAGCAUGAGAAAUGUUUUGUUUGAACAAAACUCUGAAGUGUACAACACAAGUUAAGUUUGAAGAAAUAAAUGUCAAAUAAACAACUAA